AUGAGUGAAUCGGAGAUUCAGAUAUGCGAUAGCCUUCGGGACAAGAAAAGAAAAACUCUGAGGAAAUUUGAGGUAUGGGGUUUCUUGAUCUUCUGCUUAUUCUUUAGGGGCGGAUAUCAGUUCUUCUCCCGCAGGCGGCGUGUGGCGGUUCUGCCCAACGGGCAGCCGGUGUUCCCAUUCGGCGCGAUGGUGCACUCGGGCAUGGCGGUGGCCUACCGGCUGAACCCCGCUGCCGUCAGGUUCCCACGCGGCGGAGCGAAUAUGAGAACCAGAUGGACGUAUCUGAUGGCAAUAGAGGGCUGGAUCUCGAUCUGA
This is a messenger RNA of Striga asiatica, 315 nucleotides long. The record is from the annotation of a GenBank genome assembly. NCBI's taxonomy places the organism in Eukaryota, Viridiplantae, Streptophyta, Magnoliopsida, Lamiales, Orobanchaceae.